Molecule: messenger RNA, 1452 nt
Organism: Eremothecium sinecaudum
Lineage: Eukaryota; Fungi; Ascomycota; Saccharomycetes; Saccharomycetales; Saccharomycetaceae
Product: HEL172Wp
Exons: 1
Coding region: 1-1452 (483 amino acids)
Cellular component (GO): cytoplasm
Molecular function (GO): protein binding
Source: RefSeq, a predicted model, not a curated record
AUGGUAGGCGAUGAUGCGAGUAGCAGGUCUCGAAUGGCUAGGAUGAGAUCGAACUCCAAAAGUAACGGUUCAUCAGCACCACCAUCGCCUCCACAGGCAGCUGCUGAUAUUCCCACAAGUUCAAGUGGAAUUCCUAUAGUUAAAGCAAAUGCUGGGAGUUGCUCAAUAACAGGACCACCAAUGCGUAAUAAGUAUACGCAUAUUAUUGUUUUCAAGUCGCUAAACGGUACUUUUGAAACAAAAUUCCUUGUUGUACCAUUCAAACCGGAUGGUUUAAAAUUGGGAAGACCGGUUGUUAACAAUAAUGGCAACAAUAAUAAUGGUGGUGGAGGUGUAGCUGCUGGUAGCUGUAUGGUUAAUGGGCAAGGUGAAGGACAGCCCCAUGUUAGGCCCGAUAACGGGCAUUUUGACUCUCGUGUUCUUUCAAGGAAUCAUGCCUCCUUAAGUUGCGACCCAGAAACUGGAGCUAUAUAUAUUCGGGACUUAAAGUCAAGCAAUGGGACGUUUAUAAAUGGGACACGGAUUGGACAGUCGGAUGUUGAGUUGAAAGUUGGUGAUAUAGUUGAUUUGGGAACAGACAUAGACGCCAAAUUUGAACAUAGGAAGAUAAGCGCAUUAGUUGAAGAUAUUUCGGUGAUACCAUUAAUUCAUGAGGAUAUUAGCAUUGUUAAGAAUUUUGAAGCGACAAAUGGUAAGGGUAGUGCAAACUACAAAUCUUCUGGAGCGCGACCCGAGCCUGUACACUUAACUGCAUCGAAUGCCCAAAGAGCAGCUUUUGAGGCUGCUAUGUUCGGUGACGUAAAUAAUUUAGACCUUGAGGAGGCGGUUCUUGGAUCUGAGACUGAAAUACUAAGUGGCAUUUUUAUUAAUAAUUCAAUUGGAACUUCUCCAAACCUAAUCAAUGUUAUUAAGACGCUAGUGAGUGAGCUAACCCUGGAGCAAACAGAAUAUUUAAAGUUGAAGUCUAUGGAAAACUUCCUAAUAAACUACACCAAUAAUAUAGACUAUUUGAAUAAGCUUCGGAUAGAACAAAAUGAUUCCAAACUAGUACAGUUACAAUUCACGUUGCGACAGAAAUUAAAUGAGAAACAAGAGAAGUUGGUUGAGGAAUACAAUGCACAACUAAUGGAACUGCGGAAAGAGAAAGAUGAUAUGAAAGAAGCCAUGGAGCAAAGUUCUGCAGCCGCAAAUCAGCAAAUAGAGAGCUUAAACAGGGAAUUAGAGGAUAUGAAUACGCGUUUAGAGGUGGAGAAAUAUAAGAACUCACAAUUAUCCAAAGAAUUCGAAAAAGACACGUUAACUCGGGAAAAAUAUAGUACUUUGAAACAUCUAACAAAAUUUCCGUCACUCAUAGUUUUCGACUUCAAGGGUUUCCUAGUUCUUGGCACAAUCAGUGUCGGUGUUGUUGCUCUUGCAGUGAAAUAUCUUACAACCAAAAGCGAACUGUUUUGA